AAAACAAAAUAUUAGGGUUUCAUGUUCUUGGGAUUGAGCCCAAUGAUCGACCCAGGCCUUUAUCUAGCGUAUGCCCAUGUGGGCUUUAGACCCGCAUCCAUGACGAAGUAGGCUUGCCGUUGAAUAUUCUGCUUUUGAUUUAUUCAUGCUGAGCUCACUGAAAUCACUGAGCGAGAAGACAGAAGCGCGAAAAAGUUCGUAGGAUAUGGUGAAUAGCUUGCGUCGGCGUUGUGGCUGGCUUCUGCGGCCGGUCGUUGCCCAUAUCGAUACAACCACCAAAGCUUCUGUCUCUGCUAAGAUUCGGUGGAGGUCGUAUUUCAGUUUCGGGUCAUCUCCAAUGAGAUUCAGAGUCAGAGAAAGUAAAGUUCCUUGCCCAACUAUCUUGGAAACUAUUCGGUAUCGAUUCUUUUCCUCAGUUUCUGCAUCGAAAUCAAGGAUUGGAUUUGUUGGAUGGUACAUGAGGAAACUCGACACUCACCCGUUUAUCACUAAAAGUAUCACUUCUUCGCUCAUUUAUGGGGCUUCUGACUUGACCUCUCAGAUGAUUACAAUGCCAUCUCCUGGCUCUUUUGACUUAAUAAGAACAACACGGAUGACUGCUUAUGGGUUGUUGAUAUUGGGGCCAUCCCAGCAUUUGUGGUUUAAUUUCAUGUCUACAAUCUCACCAACACGAGAUUUAUUGUCAACUUUCAAGAAGAUGUUUCUGGGGCAGGCUGUGUAUGGACCUAUUAUUACCUCUGUUUUCUUCUCCUACAAUGCAUCGUUGCAAGGUGAAAGUGGCCGUGAGAUUGCUGCUAGAUUAAACCGCGAUUUGCUUCCAACAAUGUUAAAUGGGCUGUUGUAUUGGCCAGUCUGCGAUUUCGUCACAUACAAAUUUGUCCCCGUUCAUCUACAGCCAUUGAUAAACAGUUCGUUUCAAUAUGUGUGGACCAUUUAUCUGACAUACAUGGCAAGCUUAAAAGCAGUUGAGAUCAAUUGAAGCAGUAGUAGAUUUGAAGAGAGUGCCCAUUUGUUUUCAGGAAUCGGUUCCCUUAUUCGUCUGUCUUGUUUGACAACAACCCUUGUGAAGCAGCAGCCUUCUACACUGCUUGGAAGGAGAAGCUCUUCAAUUCAAGGACUUCUUCUACUUCGCGUGAAGGCCUGCAGUGUUUGUUUGAUUAUGUAAAUUUAAUGGCGAUGAACCAGCAAUGACUUUAUUAUGUUCUUUGGUAUGUGAAAUCUAUUCCUUAGACAUUUUGAGCA
Molecule: messenger RNA, 1242 nt
Organism: Cucurbita moschata (crookneck pumpkin)
Lineage: Eukaryota; Viridiplantae; Streptophyta; Magnoliopsida; Cucurbitales; Cucurbitaceae
Product: PXMP2/4 family protein 3-like
Exons: 5
Coding region: 206-979 (257 amino acids)
Cellular component (GO): cytoplasm; membrane
Source: RefSeq, a predicted model, not a curated record